AUGUUGGAUUUGGAGAAGUUCCGAGUUCAAAAUGCUCCCUCUAAGAUCUGGUACAUUCCUAAUUUCAUAGACUCUACGGAAGAACAAGUUUAUCUAUCUUCGGUUAACGAUGCUCCAAAACCAAAAUGGGAGGUUUUAUCAAAUCGUAGACUUAUGACUUUUGGUGGGGAAGUAGCCAAGAAUGUUUUGCUACCCAUUGACGAUAUUCCAGAGGAACUCGGAUUACUUAUGAAAAAGGUGGAUCAGUUGGGGAUCAUACCAAAAGCAACAAAUCAUAUAUUAGUGAAUGAAUAUUUAGCUGGUCAAGGCAUUAUGCCUCAUACAGAUGGUCCAGCCUAUUAUCCAUUAGUUGCGACAGUUUCUUUAGGAUCCUCUAUUCUACUCGAUUUAUAUAGAAAAAUAGAUGAAAAAAAAGUUGAAUCACCAUCCGAGAGAUUCGUGGGAUCAAUGUUAUUAGAGAGAGGAAGCUUAUUUCUCAUGACAGAUGAGGCAUAUUCAGGGCAUUUGCAUGGAAUUCGUGAAGUUAAAGAAGACGUCAUCAACGAAACCGUGUUAAAUCCAGGGAAGUAUUUAGGACAAACUUUGCCAAGAGAAACGAGAGUUUCAAUAACAAUCCGUAAUAUUCCGAGAGUAUCCAAACUGGACAUUAAGACGCUUCUGUUUAAGAAGUAG
This is a messenger RNA of Auanema sp. JU1783, 672 nucleotides long. Lineage: Eukaryota; Metazoa; Nematoda; Chromadorea; Rhabditida; Rhabditidae. The record is from the annotation of a GenBank genome assembly.